Molecule: messenger RNA, 717 nt
Organism: Suillus bovinus
Lineage: Eukaryota; Fungi; Basidiomycota; Agaricomycetes; Boletales; Suillaceae
Exons: 2
Coding region: 1-717 (238 amino acids)
Biological process (GO): negative regulation of DNA-templated transcription
Molecular function (GO): DNA-binding transcription factor activity
Source: RefSeq, a predicted model, not a curated record
AUGGACACCACGGAACUCGAGACAUAUCAAGUACAACUCUCUCAGGUUGAGCUCGCGCUGCAAACCGAUACUGAAAAUGCCGGACUCCUCUCGCUCCGUUCGGAGCUCCAAGAACUUAUCUCUCUCACCCAACAAUCGCUCGCGCAAGCAGCUUCCUCAUCACGCGCAGAUUCCGUGCGUAAAACAGCCAACUCGACACCUUCACACACAUGGACUGCAGGGAGCGACUGUCUUGCGAAAUACUCUGGUGAUGGGGGCUGGUAUCCUGCACGGAUUACCAGCGUCGGUGGGUCAGCAGAGAACCCCGUAUACAGCAUCAUGUUCAAAGGGUACAAUACGACGGAACUGAUCAAAGGAUCAGAAAUCAAGCCACUACCCGCGAAUCACCAAGAGAAAGCCACGGCGCCUAGUAAAAGAAAGCUAACGAAAGCUGAGGACGAGGAGAGAGAUCGGAAGAAGAAGCGUAAUGAGAAGAAACUGGAGGUUAAAGCUGCCAAAGCCAAGGAGCAACUGGCCAAGCAAGCGACGUGGCAGAAGUUUGCUAAGAAGUCUGAGAAGAAGGGCGUUCAUAUUGCCGGUGUGGCGGGGACUAGUAUCUUCAAGACGCCCGACAACCCAUUAGGCCGUGUGGGUGUUACGGGGAGCGGGAAAGGGAUGACGGAAGUUGCGAUGCGAGGCAAGCAUAAAUUUGCGGCGACGGACGAAGGGAAUGCGUAG